This is a messenger RNA of Bufo bufo (common toad), 3530 nucleotides long. It is a transcript of the gene MTA1, whose product is annotated as metastasis associated 1. Bases 338 to 2425 code for a protein of 695 amino acids. Gene Ontology annotation, molecular function: histone deacetylase binding; transcription coactivator activity; transcription corepressor activity. NCBI's taxonomy places the organism in Eukaryota, Metazoa, Chordata, Amphibia, Anura, Bufonidae. The record is from RefSeq and is a predicted model, not a curated record. Gene Ontology annotation, cellular component: NuRD complex; nucleoplasm. The transcript has 20 exons. Gene Ontology annotation, biological process: negative regulation of transcription by RNA polymerase II; double-strand break repair; response to ionizing radiation.
CUCAGGACUCUGUUGAUAUUGCUGUUUCUUCUCGUCUCUGCUUCCUUCAAGCACAUUGCCAUCAGGAGGCAAGGCACUGCCCCUUUAAAUGCAUCCUUUUCCCCUCCUCCUCCUCCGCUGAUCGAUCCACCAUUUUCCCCCCAAAGCUUGUAAUCCCACCUGGAGGAAAAAAAAAAAAAAAAAAGAAGGCGGAUAUUUAUUUAUUUAUUUUUCUGGGGGGAAAGAAUUGAUCGUGGAUUUUGGAGCUGAAGAGAAAGGGGCGCCCCCCGGACUUGGACUAUAAAGUCGCCGGAGGUGGUGGGGGGGAGUCCUCCUCCUCCCUCCCUGCCUGCCAGCUAUGGCUGCGAACAUGUACAGGGUCGGAGAUUAUGUUUACUUUGAAAACUCUUCAAGCAACCCUUUCUUGAUAAGAAGAAUAGAAGAACUUAACAAGACUGCGAAUGGAAAUGUUGAAGCGAAGGUUGUGUGUUUCUAUAGGAGGAGGGAUAUCUCCAGCACUCUCAUUUCUUUGGCAGACAAGCAUGCAAGGGAAAUGGAAGAAGAAAUGGAGAACCCUGAGAUGGUGGAUUUACCUGAAAAAUUAAAGCACCAGUUAAGGCACAGAGAGCUGUUUCUGUCUAGACAGCUGGAGUCUUUACCAGCCACACACAUAAGGGGCAAAUGCAGCGUUACACUGCUAAAUGAAACAGAGUCCUUAAAAUCCUACUUGGAAAGAGAGGAUUUUUUCUUUUACUCCUUAGUGUAUGAUCCUCAGCAGAAAACAUUGUUGGCAGAUAAAGGAGAAAUACGUGUGGGCAACAGAUACCAAGCUGACAUUACAGAUCUGCUAGAAGAAGGCGUAGAAGAUGGUAGAGACCAAGCUUUCCUUGAGACAAAAGUUUGGGAGGCAAGCAACCCCCUUACAGAUAAACAGAUAGACCAGUUUUUAGUAGUAGCACGAUCUGUAGGUACUUUUGCCCGUGCGUUAGACUGCAGUAGCUCUGUGCGGCAACCAAGUCUACACAUGAGUGCAGCUGCGGCAUCUAGAGACAUCACGUUGUUCCACGCUAUGGACACAUUACACAAAAACUAUUACGAUAUAUCUAAAGCCAUUUCUGCCCUGGUACCACAAGGAGGUCCUGUGCUCUGCAGAGAUGAAAUGGAGGAGUGGUCCGCUUCAGAGGCAAAUCUGUUUGAAGAGGCUUUGGAGAAGUAUGGCAAGGAUUUUACAGACAUUCAGCAGGACUUUUUACCAUGGAAAUCGCUGACCAGCAUAAUAGAAUAUUACUAUAUGUGGAAAACAACGGACAGAUACGUGCAACAGAAACGGUUGAAAGCAGCUGAAGCCGAAAGCAAACUAAAACAAGUAUAUAUACCCAACUAUAACAAACCGAACCCAAACCAGAUAAGUGCAAAUAGUAUCAAACCUGCCGUGGUCAAUGGAACUGUGGUACAAACCCCGAACAUGAGUGGACGAGCCUGUGAGAGCUGCUACACAACGCAAUCUUACCAGUGGUAUUCCUGGGGUCCUCCAAAUAUGCAGUGUCGUCUAUGUGCAUUGUGCUGGGCAUACUGGAAAAAGUAUGGUGGAUUGAAGAUGCCAACCAGAUUGGAUGGGGAGAGGCCAGGUCCAAAUCGUAACAACAUGAGUCCACAUAGCUUGUCUAUGAGAGCCGGUGGAAGCCCAAAAUUUGCCAUGAAAACGCGCCAAGCAUUUUAUCUGCACACUACAAAGUUGACCAGGAUCGCGAGGCGACUAUGUCGGGAUAUUUUCCGUCCAAGUUAUGCUGCAAGACAUCCUUACAUGCCUAUCAACAGUGCUGCAAUCAAAGCCGAGUGUACAACAAGGCUUCCAGAAGCUUCUAAAUCUCCACUGAUGCUAAAACAGAUUGUCCGAAAACCUCUAGAACAAGUCUUGAGAUACAUAGAGGCGCAUCCCUGCACUCCCAAGCCAGAGUCCAUCAAGAAUAUUUCCACAAGCAUCAACAACGCCCUGACUCCAUCGAAAUCUUCUCCCGUCAUCAACAAUGGGUCUCCAACAAUCCUGGGCAAGCGCAGCUACGAGCAGCAUAAUGGUAUGGACGGCAACAUGAAGAAGCGCCUGCUGAUGCCUAGCAGGGGUAUUCCUAACCAUGGACAAACCAGACAAAUGGGACCAAACCGAAACUUACUGCUCAAUGGGAAAUCCUACCCAGCAAAGGUCAGAUUAAUCCGAGGUGGUUGUCUGCCUCCAGUCAAGAGGAGGCAGAUGAACUGGAUUGAUGCGCCUGAUGAUGUUUUUUAUAUGGCGACAGAAGAUACAAGGAAAGCCCGCAAACUUCUCUCGUCCUCUGAAACCAAGCGAGCUGCCAGACGGCCUUACCGACACAUAGUCAUCUGCCAGUCUCAAGUGGGACUUCCGGUGCGACACCCUGUCAACGACGAACCAAUUGUUAUCGAGGACUGAUCUCCACCAGAAGUUUCUUCUCCGAACAAUACUUGACUUUUACACUAUGAGGAAAUGAAAACUUUUGCAGCUGUUUGCAUCUUUUAAAGGAUUCCAUGCUUUGUACAAGCAUUUAAAUCUAAAGACUUGUUACCCUUUGGUCAAUUUUUGUUAACCAGUCAUUCCCUCAAUUUCCUUUAAAUGUGUAGAUUAUGCAUUUGAUUUUAUUUUUAUUUUCUUUAUUUGGCGUCGAAGUGACUGUGUUUUUUUUGCCGACUGAAACGGGAACGCAAGUCGUUAAAGGGACAUUUGGGCAGAUCUUGUUUAGUGUUUAAUUUCAAUUGAAAUUAAAGAUAGGAAAAAAAAACUUUGUACACUUGAAAUAAUGUAUCAUUGCUGAUGCCUUUCUUUCUACAAGAUGUGUCAUUUUACUUUUUGAAAGUGCCAUUUAUUGUUUUUUUUUUGUUUUUUAUUGCAGUUAUAGACUGAAUGACAACAACUCUGUAACUUAUGGGAUUUCAUUUUGAGGUCUGACAAGACAUAAAUGUGCUUCUUGUGACAUGCGUUUAAAGUAAAAAAAAAAAAAGAAAUUAAAAUGUUUCCAUAUGUAAUCCAUUCAUUUUUGCAAUGAACUUAAUAGAUUUACACAGAAACUAUCACGGUAAGGUUUUUUACAGUAUGCCUAUUUUUAUUUCAACCUUAAGGGGGUUCUCCAAGAAUAGGAACCAUGGGCAUGGUGUGAUAUAAAACAAAACAACUCGUCUGUUCUGAGUGUUUCGCGUCCAGAGCCAAGCUGUCGCUGCUGCUACUGGUUCCAUCCGCGGGGCCAUCGGUGACCUCAGAGGAGCAGCACGUGAUUGAGAUAGUAAGAAGAACAACUAGUGACUCCAGCAUCUCCACCAAGCCAUUCCAUAUUGAUCUACUCCAGGUUCUACCAGCUUUAGUAUAUAGCCGAAACCUUGCAAGUUUUAUCUGUAGAACAUGGAGUAGAUCAGUAAGGAAUGGCUUGGAGCAGAUGCUGGAGUCACAAGUCGUUCUUCUUACUAUUGGGAUUAGCUGGUGAGAAUCCAUCGGCAGAUGCUCUGUUGCUUCUAUAACUACCACGGGUGAGAGACAUUGAUAUAUA